Messenger RNA from Camarhynchus parvulus, 1302 nucleotides. Its product is annotated as glucagon receptor-like. Gene Ontology annotation, molecular function: glucagon receptor activity; peptide hormone binding. The coding region runs from base 1 to 1302 and encodes 433 amino acids. NCBI's taxonomy places the organism in Eukaryota, Metazoa, Chordata, Aves, Passeriformes, Thraupidae. The record is from RefSeq and is a predicted model, not a curated record. Gene Ontology annotation, biological process: cell surface receptor signaling pathway; adenylate cyclase-modulating G protein-coupled receptor signaling pathway. The transcript is spliced from 13 exons. Gene Ontology annotation, cellular component: plasma membrane.
AUGAGGGACGCGCCUGGAGCUGGAUCCCUGCGGAGCCUCGUCCAGCUCGCCUGGCUGUGCCUCUUCUCCUCCGUGCCGCCCGGCGGGGCCAAGGUGCUGGAGAAGACCUUCGAGGAGUGGCUGCGGUACCGUGACGAGUGCCUGAGGAGGAUGGCGAGCGAGCCCUACCCGGCAGGGCUGUUCUGUAACAGGACAUUUGACAUGUACGCCUGCUGGCCCGACGGGAGCCCCGGCACCGCCGUCAACGUCUCCUGCCCCUUCUACCUGCCCUGGUUUGAGAAAGUGAAACACGGGCUGGUGAGCCGCAGGUGUGGCACCGACGGCCAGUGGGUGACAGUGAACGGCAGCCAGCCCUGGAGGGACUACUCGCAGUGCGAGGAUGAGCUGGAGGUCACUGCUGAGGAGGAAGGCGCCCGCCGGCUCAUGGUGAGCUUCAAGGUGCUCUACACCGUGGGCUACUCUCUGUCGCUGCUCACGCUCAUCUCCGCCCUGCUCGUCCUCACCGCCUGCAGGAACCUGCGCUGCACCAGGAAUUACAUCCACGCCAACCUGUUCGCCUCCUUCGGGCUGCGCGCCACCUCGGUGAUGGUGAAGGACGCCCUGCUGGAGCGGCGCUGGGGCGUGGAGCUGGUGCAGGUGGCGGACUGGGAGGCUCUGCUGAGCCACGAGGCGACGCUGGGGUGCCGCGCGGCGCAGGUGCUGAUGCAGUACUGCAUCCUGGCCAACCACUACUGGUUCCUGGUGGAAGCUGUCUACCUCUACAAGCUGCUCAUCGGGGCCGUGUUCUCCGAGAAGAAUUACUACAGGCUCUACCUCUACCUGGGCUGGGGGACCCCCGUGGUGUUCGUGGUGCCCUGGAUGGCCGCCAAGUACCUGAAGGAGAACGCAGAGUGCUGGGCCCUGAAUGAGAACAUGGCUUACUGGUGGAUCAUCCGCAUCCCCAUCCUGCUCGCCUCCCUGAUCAACCUGCUCAUCUUCAUGCGGAUCCUCAAGGUGAUCCUGGCCAAGCUCCGGGCCAACCAGAAGGGCUACGCCGACUACAAGCUGAGGCUGGCCAAAGCCACCCUGACCCUCAUCCCCCUCUUCGGGAUCCACGAGGUCGUUUUCAUCUUCGCCACGGACGAGCAAACCACGGGCAUCCUGCGCUACGUCAAGGUGUUCUUCACCCUCUUCCUCAACUCCUUCCAGGGCUUCCUGGUGGCUGUGCUGUACUGCUUUGCCAACAAGGAGGUGAAGUCUGAGAUGAAGAAGAAGUGGCAGCUCUGGAAACUCGACCACCCGGUGCUCUGCUGUGCCCAGUGA